Eucalyptus grandis is the source of this 765-nucleotide messenger RNA. RefSeq names its product zinc finger protein ZAT11. Bases 100 to 645 code for a protein of 181 amino acids. Lineage: Eukaryota; Viridiplantae; Streptophyta; Magnoliopsida; Myrtales; Myrtaceae. The record is from RefSeq and is a predicted model, not a curated record. The transcript has a single exon.
AUAAGAUCGAGGCUGCGAAAGGAAAAGAAAAGGCACCCCACAAACUCCAUCCUCACCCCGAUUUCAUCCAAGUCAUCAACGACAUUCUCUUCAGCACCGAUGAUGAAAAGAAGCAGAGAUGACUAUGAACGGAUGAACUUGGACAUGGCGAAAUGCCUAAUGCUACUCACCCAUGGCGUCAACGCAAACCCAAAGACAGCCGCUGUGCAUCACCAUGAAGACAACUUCAAGUGCAAGACGUGCAAUCGCCAGUUCCCUUCAUUCCAGGCGCUUGGUGGCCACCGGGCAAGCCACAAGAAGCCGAAGCUGCCGGAGACAAAGCCAGAAGACAGCACCAAGUCAGUGUUGGGCAUGACGGCAAAUCCCAAGAUGCACGAGUGCUCGAUAUGCGGGCUGAAGUUCUCAUUGGGGCAAGCCUUGGGAGGCCACAUGAGGAGGCACAGGGUGCAGUUGAUGAGCGGGAGCGGGAGCGUGAUGAAGAUAGAUGAGAUUUUCGUGGUUGGUCCGACAAUCCCAGUGUUGAAGAGGUCGAAAAGCAGCAAUAAGAGGGUUAUGGGCCUCGACUUGAACUUGACUCCUCUUGAGAAUGACCUCAAGUUCUUAUUUGGCAAGAUGGCUCCGGAGAUAGAUGCCUUGCUCCUGUAAUUAUGAUUCCUUGUUCUCAAGUAACUUUCACGAGGAGUUUUACUUUAGGAUGAUUAUUUAUUCAUUCAGUUGUUGUACAGAAAGAAAGUCCUAUUUGGACCGACUGAGUUUAGGGGCUUU